This is a messenger RNA of Priapulus caudatus, 2464 nucleotides long. RefSeq lists its product as uncharacterized. Bases 66 to 1628 code for a protein of 520 amino acids. Lineage: Eukaryota; Metazoa; Priapulida; Priapulimorpha; Priapulimorphida; Priapulidae. The transcript is spliced from 3 exons. The record is from RefSeq and is a predicted model, not a curated record.
CGGGUGCCUGCGGCGAGAGAGAGAUCGAGGCGGUCGGCACGUCGCUCGGGGAGACGGACGGAGCGAUGACGCUGAAGGAGCUGCUCAACACGACGUUCGGGCCGCGCGGCGACUGCGGCAGGACGGCGCACGGUGCGCCGCCGGCAGCUGGCCUCGUGCAGGGAUACGCGCUUCCCGGCCGCCACGGCGUAACAGCGGCCGACGGCAGCGGCUUCGUGUCGCAGGAGGUUGGCGAGUGCUCGCGGAGGCUCCCUGCGACAGCCGGGAACCACCACGCCCGGCACUACCUGCAGAGCGGCGACGCGGCGUGGCACUACAGCGGCGGUGACGCGUUAGCGGGCGUGCAUUUCCCGCAGCGCGUGCCCGCCCUGUACGGCGCCCACCAGGGCUUCACGCCCGCACCCGAGGCUGCGCCGUGGAGUAGUCACUACCAGCAGAACGCCGCCGCACACGGUGAGCUGCAGGCACCGGUGAACCAGCACCUGAAGCUGUUCAACGUCGACCAGGCUGCGUUCCCCGUGUACGCGUCGGUUGGUGGCCAGCCGGCAUUUGGCGCGGUGCAGAGGCCGAGCGUGACCGGCUACGUGACCUCUGCACCGCUGAACAUGAGCAUCGGUAGCCUCGCAGGCGUGGAGAUAUAUGCAACCUCGCAGUGCGAUUCACACAUAGCAAACCUCUCCGCUCAUGAAGAACUAAAGCCAAUGAUUGAGAAGAACGAAAUCUUCAAACCACGGCGAAGACGCGAAGUAAAACAGAAAAACGAGCCAAAGGCAAAGAAGAGGGAGCGCAAGCCUGAAACCUGGAAACGCAACAUAUCAAAGUUGAGAAAAGCCAGAGGGGAAGCAUAUGAGAACAGCAGAGGAGUGUUGGUACCAGCUGUUAAACCACCAUCAGCUGAGAAGGUGUGCAAGUGCAACAACCUGCAGUGCUGUGAGGUGCCGCUCGCGCAGAAGGCGGCGCUCUUCAACGAGUUUCACUCGAAGACGUACAACGAGCAGCAGGCGAUGAUCGCUGCACUCGUCGACGUGCGCGACGUCAAACGCCGCUACCGCAAGGGGGCGCUGUACCGCGAGGCAGCGGCGAGCCGGCGCCAGCGCACGCCGCUCUACUACCUGUGGAACAGCGUCGGCGAGCGCGUGCGCGUAUGCAUGGGCACCGUGUGCGACGCGCUCGGCAUCUCGCGCGUGCGCCUGCAGGCGCUCUACCGCAAGAAGGCCGCCGGGUUGCCGAUCGAGGACCAGCGGGGCAAGCACGCGAAUCGGCCGCGGCGGACGAAGCGCGGCGGCGGCGGCGCCACGAACGUUGGUUCCGGGUCGCCCUGGCCGAGCCUCGAUCGCGGCAGGACGGGGAGUCCGCCGCUGCCGCCGCAGAGCAAGGACGUGGCCGCGAAGGAGCGGCUGACCCUGCAGGAACUGUUGCAUUAUCGCAGCUCAAGUAACAUCCAGCAAUCCGUGAGGUGCGGCCGCAGUCGCGCGGUCAAGAGUGGAGUGUUGGCCGCCGCGCCGCACAGUGAAGUCGAGCGGAAGGACUGCGGCGAAGCGUCCGCCAUCGAUGCCUUCACGGAGCGCGCGUCUGACGAAAUGAUGCUGAGCGAACUGCUCAGCUCUACGUUCGAACCGCCGAACUAAGUCAGGGAUCUUGGUUCGAAUCUUCUUUUUACACUCGACGGGUCACAUUCCACGUUUUGCAGGUGGGUUGCUUUCGUUAUUGAACACCAUAGCUGUACUACUCUUCGAAUACUCUUCGAGUGACGUUCGAAAUCGUAUUUAUAUUGUACAUAUACUUGGCAAACCUGUGAUCGUAAAGAAAAUAUAUGGGAGCUGUUAUAGGUUGGUCGUAAGUUUUUCUCAUGUUAUCAGUUAACUGCUGUGUUUAAUUAAAGUGUAAAUGUUUGUGGUGUCAAUUUAUGUAAGGCGCGUGCAGCCUGUUUCGAUCUGUGUUGGCGACAUCUAGUGACAUCAUUCUGUACGGGUCAAGUAGAGUCAUUGGCUCUAAUUUUAUGUCAAAUAUGUUACACAGUUAUCAUUGACGUAUACAUACUCUAUGUAGGUAUAUUCCUCCUUGUGAUUAGGUGAGCAUUUAUAAUAAAUUAAUUAUGGUGUCUUGCAUCAUUAAACUGCAUAAAUUGUAUCUUGAGACACGAUUACUGAUGCCAUUAUAAAUGAAAGCGUGAACAAGGUCAGACAUAUAGACUUGUCUAGUAAACCUCAUCUCAAUGUGAUAUGCGAAUCGGCCAAAUUACUACCGUGAGCAAAUGUGUUGGUAUUUAUUUAUAAACAAAAUAUUAUUUGCUUUAUUGCAAUAAAGACCUUGUACGACAAUGCAAGGCAGACUUAGCAUUCAUAUAUACUUACAAUACAUACGCAUAUUUAUAUUGUCUAUAGGCUUAUAAAAUGAAAUACUGCAUAUUUUGUAAGCACUUCUUACAUCUAUAAUGCAAAAUAAAUGUGAGGCAGGUUAUGAC